Messenger RNA from Durio zibethinus, 3381 nucleotides. RefSeq lists its product as uncharacterized. Gene Ontology annotation, cellular component: cytoplasm. Lineage: Eukaryota; Viridiplantae; Streptophyta; Magnoliopsida; Malvales; Malvaceae. Gene Ontology annotation, biological process: protein phosphorylation. Gene Ontology annotation, molecular function: protein serine/threonine kinase activity; ATP binding. The record is from RefSeq and is a predicted model, not a curated record.
GGCAACGCGCAUGGGCCAAACGUCUCCAAAUCAGAUCUUUAAGCAAAAGCAAAACCUCACCUUCGCUGCUCUGCUUAUCUCUUUGUUCAAUAGAUAAAAGGUCUCCAAAUCAGAUCUUUAAGCAAAAGCAAAAGCAAAACCUCACCUUCGCUUCUCUGCUUAUCUCUUUGUUCAAUUCUCAAAUCUCAAUCAUCUAUUUCUAUCAAGUCCUGGAGUACCUUUAUUUCUGAUUAGCCUGCUCCAUUCAGCUUGAUCUAACCAGAAUCUUUUCUACCUUCAUUCUACCAACUAUGUGGAGGUUCAAGCCAUUUUUGCAAAAAGAACCAGCAGGGCUCGAGGGCAGAUCCCUUGAUGUUGCCAAUCUUAAACUUCAUGUUCGCAAUGCCAUUGCUGAGGGUGGCUUCUCUUGUGUCUACUUAGCUAAGGAUGCUCUACAUGCUUCAAAACAUUAUGCCUUGAAGCACAUCAUAUGCAAUGAUCAGGAGUCAUUGGAUUUGGUUGUCAAGGAGAUAUCUGUCAUGAAAUCACUUCAAGGACAUCCAAAUGUCGUCACACUUUAUGCACAUACUAUCUUGGACUUGGGUAGGACCAAGGAAGCCCUCCUUGUCAUGGAAUUUUGUGACAAAUCUCUUGUUAACGUCUUAGAGGCCAGAGGAGCUGCCUAUUUUGAAGAGAAACAGGUUCUUACGAUUUUUAGGGAUGUGUGCAAUGCAGUCUUCGCAAUGCAUUGCCAAUCCCCGCCAAUUGCUCACAGAGACCUGAAAGCUGAGAACCUUUUGCUGGGUUCUGAUGGAUCGUGGAAGUUGUGUGAUUUUGGGAGCACAUCUACCAAUCACAAGCAUUUUGAGAAGCCUGAAGAGAUGGGUAUAGAAGAAGACAAUAUCAGGAAGCACACCACACCCGCCUAUAGAGCCCCUGAGAUGUGGGAUCUGUUCCGGAGAGAUCUUAUUAAUGAAAAGGUGGACAUAUGGGCCCUCGGGUGUCUUCUCUUUCGAAUUUGCUACUUCAAGAAUGCAUUUGAUGGGGAAUCAAAGCUACAAAUCUUAAAUGGGAACUAUCGGAUUCCAGACUUACCUAAGUACAGCUCUUCAGUUAAAGACCUAAUCAAAGACUUGCUUCAUGCUUCACCUGUUGACAGACCUGACAUCACGCAGGUCUGGUUUCGUGUUAAUGAGCAGUUGCCUGCCACUCUACGGAAGUCCUUACCUGAUCGGCCACCUGAAAUGUCAUCUAUUGAAGCAGGUUUUCCAAGGCCUGCAAAUAGGUCACCUCAGAUGCCUCGUAGAAGUCCACCCCCACCACCUGGGGAAUCAGCUAGAAAUUUAUUACAGCCUGGUUCAAGGGCAAGUGGCAGACAGCUUGGUGUUUUCUGGUCAACUCAGCAUGCAAAGGACUCAAUUGUGGCUGAAGAGAAGAGCAGACCCAAAUUUGAUGAAGAUCCAACCAGCUAUAGCUCAAUAAAAAAUGACAGGAGUCAUCCUGAGAAUGACCCUUUACCUUACGGGGAAAAUGUACAAACUCAUUCUACACCAAGAAAUAUGCCUGAUAUAUCACACAAACCUGAAGAUGGCCCUUCAAAAGAUUUUGAAAUAAAAUUUUUCGAGGAUAAGGAUACCACCACUACUUUUCAAGACGAGGCAUUUAAUUCCUUUAUUGCUGAAUUUGAUACCAAUAAGAUCAGUUCUGGAAUUAGUGAUAAAAAAACUGGAAAAGAAGAAGCAUUAGAGGCUGAAAUAGAGAGGCUGAAAGAACAGCUAAAGCAAUCCAACUUGGGGAAGGCUGGGAUGGCUUCCAAACUUGAAAAGUUAUGUGCAAUUUGUCGAUCCCAGAGGCAGGAAAUACAGGAGCUCAAGCAAGCCCUUGCUGCUAGAGCUCCAUCUCCAAAUAAAAGUACUUUAAGAAAUCAAAACUUACCUGGAAGUCUGCAGAGGGAGAAGAUUGAAGGAACAUUGUGGGAAUUCUCGCAAGAAAAAUCUGCUGACUGGACAACUGCUAGCCCAGAAGCAAAGCCAUGGCAGGGUUUUUCUGAGGAUGCCAAACCACAGCACCAGCCUCUUUCAAAGGAUAAUGUCCAGUCAGUUAGAACCAGAAAUGGUCACUUAAAUAAGCAUGCUGCUCACGCAUCUUCUGCUUUGGACACAUGGAGUUUUGGUACAGAUAGCUUUACGGCCGCCCCUGCUGCCAGCUUCGAGAGAUUGAAACCACCUAUAAGUGAAGGAAAUAGCUCUCAGCGCUUCGGUGAGUCAACAAUCAGGGAGAAUCAUCCGACUUCUCAACCUGCUGGAUGGGCUGGUUUUUGAUUUAGUCACUAUGAUAAGUUAUGAUUUAUGAGGAAUUAUGUGACUUGCCAGGCUUGUUUGUUACUCUUGGUUGUCUGUGUGCCAUAGAACAAUUUGCACAUUUCUCUGGGCUAAGCAGCAAAUACAAAACGUAUACUUUUCUGCAUGACGUGAUGUUGAUUGUUGUCCACGGAUAAUAACAUAGUUUUUGUUGAAAGUGUUAGUUGGUGGUAAUGGUCUUGGGGCAGUUGAAGGAUUUAUACGGUACUUUUCCUGCUUUCGAUCUCGAUGCUUCAUAGAGUGACUAGUGUUUUCUUUCUGACAAUGAUAUGCAGUUAUUUGAUUGUAUUUGAUGCGUAAAAAAUGCUGUCUCAAGGACGCCAUUACAUCGGGGUAUAUCGUGUUGAAGCAUUGUUCUAUACUCUGGUGUCAAUCAUGGGUGUUUUCAGCUUUUAUUUUUAAGUUUUUCCUUCGAAGUGUUGUAUAUGCCCCAAUUAUGUUGUAUUGUUUUACGUGUCCAACUACUAGUGUUUUACAGGGGUGGGUAAGGCCGUGAGGUAUAAAUGAAGAGUGGGAAUGGCUACUGGUAGGAUAACAUAUCAUGAUUUUUAAAUAGCAUGGAAUAUGGAAAGAUCUUGUUCGUCUGCAAAUGGAAUUGAGGAACGCGCAUGAUACUAUAAAUAAAUGCACUUUGUAUAUCAGAUUCCUGCCAUCAUAGUGAUAAAGCUAGUUAAUGUCAUAAACGACAGUUAUUUUAAGGUGGAUAUAAAUCUAGAGAGAAAUCGUACAGAAUGGAAAUAGAAACAAUCGCGAAUACUGUAUCAAUAACUUUUGAAAUUCUAUAAAUAUACUGACGGCUACUUUAAGUUUAGGAGUAUUUAUAGACUAUAGCCGAAUCCCCAAUACAGGAUAUGUGGCUUUAGUUUUAGAGUGGGCAUAGAUUUAUCAUGGUUUGCUUUUAUGCUAGCAACGUGGGUUUAGAAGAGUGAUUCGGAAAUCAGACCCGCUAGUCUUUAUUUAACGGAUUGAUUUUGAGUCAGUUCCUCUCUUGAGCCUCACAAUAGAUUAAUUAAUUUUAUCACAGGCCUUAGGAAUUAGGUUU